Molecule: messenger RNA, 1765 nt
Organism: Tarenaya hassleriana
Lineage: Eukaryota; Viridiplantae; Streptophyta; Magnoliopsida; Brassicales; Cleomaceae
Product: putative lipase ROG1
Exons: 10
Coding region: 232-1485 (417 amino acids)
Source: RefSeq, a predicted model, not a curated record
CUACUGAGAAACCGCCUUCUUGACCCCUUUCGAGUCUCUCAAAAAGGACAUCGAUUUUUCUAAUUUUGACCUGCAAGCUUUCUAAUUCUUCGAAUUUGACCUUGAAUCUUUCCAACACGACGGCCAUAUAACCCCGCAUGAGACGAGGGACACUGUGCCAUUUUCGUUUAUAAGCUCGAGUAAUUCUCUGCAUUCUUCUCCGAUCUUAGUCUGCUUGAUCGAUCCUCGCUCAUGGAGGAAGUAGGCAAAGUGGGUUCUGCGGAUAGAGAGGAAGACGAACGUGGAAGUGAUCGCGAAAACAGAGGAGCGGGGAAGAAGAAGACGACGAUGAAGAAAACGAAGACGAAGAGAAGCGGGAAGAGGAAAGGUGGAGGAAAGAAGAAUUAUUGGAUGGGUUGUCUCCGAGUUGAAUCGGACGAGAGAGGAAAUGUGGACAUGACUGUGGAUUUCCCAGGCGAACGCGCUGAGCCGACUCACCUGGUCGUCAUGGUCAAUGGUCUUAUUGGAAGUGCGCAGAACUGGAGAUUUGCAGCUAAGCAGCUGUUGAAGAAGUAUCCCGAAGAUCUUCUGGUUCACUGUAGUAAACGCAAUUAUUCGAUGCUGACAUUCGAUGGUGUUGAUGUUAUGGGACAGAGAUUAGCUGAAGAGGUUAGAUCGGUUAUAGAACGUCAUCCAAGCCUCCGGAAGAUUUCCUUUGUCGGGCAUUCUUUGGGAGGUCUUAUCGCAAGGUAUGCCAUUGCUUGUCUUUAUGAACAAGAAACCAGAGAUGAACUUGCUCAAAACAAUGAUCAUCCGAGUGAAAACAUCGGGGAUUCACAUGGAGGAGAGGGAUUUAAAGGGAGAAUUGCUAAGCUAGAGCCUAUAAAUUUUAUAACUUCUGCUGCACCACACCUCGGUUCAAGAGGACAUAAACAGGUCCCAUUGUUUGGUGGAUUGUACACGUUGGAAAGAUUUGCUACUCGUAUUUCAUGGUGUCUUGGUAGAACGGGAAAACAUCUCUUUCUCGCUGACAAAGAUGAUGGAAAACCUCCUCUGCUUCUCCAAAUGGUUAGUGACAAUGAAGAUCUUAAGUUUAUUUCUGCUUUGCAGUGCUUCAAGCGUUGUGUUGCUUAUGCAAAUACAAGUUUCGACCACCUUGUUGGAUGGAGCACAUCGUCAAUUCGGCGCCAUAACGAGCUUCCAAAGCUUCAACGACGAUCAGUCAGCGAGAAAUACCCUCACAUCGUAAACGUUGAACCACCAGCCACUGCAAUUAACCGCAAUGAAGAUCUAUCAGAGGCCAAUCCAGUCGGGUUUAACAAUUUCGACAUGGAAGAGGAAAUGAUCAGAGGAUUAACGAAACUGAGGUGGGAAAGGAUCGACGUUAACUUCAGAGGAAGCAUACAGAGAUUUCUCGCUCACAACACGAUUCAGGUGAAAACAAAGUGUAUCAAUGAUGCAGGAACGGAUGUUAUACAACACAUGAAUGACAAUUUCAUGCCAUAGAAAGAAGAAGGGGAGAUGAAAUGAUAUGCUUGGAAGUUAAAUUGCGGUAACCCGACAUUCGUUAUCUUAAUGCAUGAUCGGUUUCUAUAUCGAGCAAAAUCAGUUUCCGAUAUCCAAAACUUGUAAUGAAGAUUAGAUAGUAUGAUCAGUCUCAAGCUAUUCAUAGCGUUGUAAAAGGGGUUGGAACUUGGAAGUACUUCUACCUCGUGUAUUUUUUAAAAUUUACAAAUUUCACCGUAUUCUUUUUAAUAUCAAUUAGAGGACCCUGUUAUACUCUUUU